This is a messenger RNA of Ylistrum balloti, 1332 nucleotides long. RefSeq names its product carbohydrate sulfotransferase 9-like. The record is from RefSeq and is a predicted model, not a curated record. Gene Ontology annotation, cellular component: membrane. Gene Ontology annotation, molecular function: sulfotransferase activity. The transcript is spliced from 5 exons. Gene Ontology annotation, biological process: carbohydrate biosynthetic process. Bases 1 to 1332 code for a protein of 443 amino acids. Lineage: Eukaryota; Metazoa; Mollusca; Bivalvia; Pectinida; Pectinidae.
AUGAGACCAAAGUUAUUAGUAGUUAUAGGUACCAUGCUCUCAGUGACAGCUGUAAUAGCGUGGACAUUGGGACGUCACCUUUCCUAUAAUGGGUUUCAUCUGUUUGAAAGUAAUGAAAAAUCGCGAUAUGAACAAACGACUGCUUUUCAUCAAAUGGCAACAACUACACGUCUGACUACUACAUCAGAGGCACAACCAAUUGGACCUAUUCGCCUGGACACAAUACGAGAUCAAAGGCAUGCUCACCUAAUGAAGGCGUGCGAUGAUGAUGACGUUAAAUACCGCGGCACGUACCAGGUGCCGUACACAGUGAUGGAGCGCAUGCAGGUUUCCAGGAAACAUCGCCUUCUCUACUGUGGGUUGGAGAAAGCAGCGUCAUCAUUCAUGAAAAGGAUUUUUAUGGUACUUAACGGAGCACCGAAAAAGUCGCCUUAUGAUAUCCCGACAGCCUUGGCAGGUUUUGGGGUUCCAAACUUGUCGGAUUACAAACCGGCAGAAGUUCCAGACAUACUGAAAAAUUCUACCGUCCUUCUCAUCGGCCGUGAUCCGUAUACCCGACUUUUAUCAGCGUACAUUGAUAAAAUGUUUUCUCCCAACGCCAUGUUUGCUGAAAAAAUCGGCAAAUAUGCCAUAUCAUUAACUAGGGAAAAUGUCACGGAACAGAGUCGAAGAUGUGGUUUCGAUCUCACAUUCAAAGAAUUUAUUAAAUAUUUUAUACAAUCACAAGAAGAUGGUCUUCAUCGAGACAACCAUUUUGCUCCCGCCUAUCAAAUGUGCUUACCGUGUACAUACAAUUAUAAUUUUAUAGCAAAAACAGACACUUUAUUGAACGAUUCUGUUUUCCUCCUCACUCAGGUUGGUGAAAAACAAUUGGCGGAAAACCUGCAGGUAAAUUUUACAACCAGGAAUCGUCAAGACAAAAUCAGAGACCAGCCUAAUUUAUUGUUUAUGUUUAGAAAAAAAUAUCAAGGGUGUCUGUCCUUCUUUGAUGCACAAAGAAAAGUUUGGAAAAAACUGCAAGCGACAGGUGUUAUUGACAAGAAGUCAAAGUAUCCUGUAACGCGAGAAGAAAGUGAAAACAUCACCCGGACUUCUUUUGAAAGGUUAUUGCAUGCGGCAGUUGGUGACGUAACUGACGUCACUGUAGCUAGGCGACAGCGAGAGGAGGCUGCUGUCGAGGCAUAUUCUAGUCUUGAAGGAGAAGACUUGGAAAAACUUAACAAAAUAUUUGCACCAGAUUGCAAGAUUUUCAAAUUCAACUGUAGACCCCAAAAGUUUUUCGAAACUGAUCCCAAUAUCAAAUCGUGGUAUUUCGAUAUCGAGACGGCCUAA